Acaulospora morrowiae is the source of this 1872-nucleotide messenger RNA. Lineage: Eukaryota; Fungi; Glomeromycota; Glomeromycetes; Diversisporales; Acaulosporaceae. The record is from the annotation of a GenBank genome assembly.
AUGAGUUCCAAACCACGGGGAUCCACCUACGGCUUUGCAUGUGGCUCUACCGAGUUAAUUAAAAUACAGAAAAUAUUCUUGGGUGUCACGGCUAUCUUCGUGUACGUGACGCACGUUAUACUUAGGCUAGGAAUUUCCGCGCUCCAACGUCAAGAUGUGUGCUCUCAAGAAAAAAACACAAUUUCUCAUUUUUUACUCGGUACCGUUUAUGCUUUUAUCAAGAUAUAUAUCGUUGGCCUAUUACCGAUCAUAGCACUUCGCAAAUGGCUCAUUCAGGAAUCAAUUCGUCGAAUUACGGUACCAAGUUUAAUCGAAGAAUUGAGAGACUUGCUGUCCAAAAAACGCGCCUACGUGGUGCCUUUGUUAUAUAUUAUGUCCGCGUUGUCAAUAGGAUCUUCUUAUUAUGAUUUGAUAGGUGAAAGCUAUGGUCGAACCAAGAGAAUAAUCUUGCAUCCAGAAGAUCCAGAAUUCUGGUGUCCAACUCAUAGGAAAGAUAACUGCAAAAUUCUACUUCCAAUGAUCAAUGAACAUUACAUGAUCGCGAAUGUUCAUAAUUUCACCUUGGGACUUUGGUUUGGAUUGUACUUUUUGUUACGUAAAAAACACAUGCUGAUGUUCCAUAUAGUCGAGCCAAGACAUAUGCUUACCUUGCAUAAAGAACUCUUGGCGAUAUGGAACCGCAAAAGACACGGGUUGAUUCGGAAUGUGGCAGUGACAGCUUUGAAUUUCAGUGCUGCGUUUUGGGUUAUAAAAUUAAUGGCAUGGGAUACCUUCUUCGAAUAUUUGCCUUAUUUUUUUCCAUUUCAAAAUACUAUUAAUCAUUAUUGGUUGCGCGCUUCGUGGUUCGAUGUGCAGCUAUUCAAUCGGUCGAUUUUUUGUUCAAUCUACAUUUUCAUGUAUUGGCACACGACAAAUCUUUUGUUUGAACAUUUUUUCACACGGAUUUUUUCUAUAAUUGAUGUAUUUAUGGAUCCUCAUGCUAUGCUCAUAGAUGGACUACAUGCUCACCAGCAACCAUAUUAUCAGCAAAUUGCAUUUUUAGAACUAUGGAAUAUAUCUAAUUUUGAUCAGAACCGACGUAAGACAAUGUACGCGGAUUUCAAUCGCAAAACGCCGUUCGAUUGUGACCUACACAAUAAUCCCACCUCAGCAUGGGCCGAAAUUUCACGUGUAUGCAUGGAUUUUAUAUUGGGUCUUGCCCGGUCUGCACAGGAUAAUAUCAGAGCACAACAACAAAGGAAGGUAGCAUUGAGAAAUAAAUACGAAUUGUUUAAGAAGCUCAUAGAAGCUAGUCGUAAACAAAAGAAUAAGGUAAAAAAGGCAAAAAAGAAUCUCGAGGUCGGGGUGACCGCUGAGACAUUGAAAAAAGACCAUGAAUAUUGGGAAAUGAAAUUAUUUGAGUGGUUUCAUCCGAUGACGGGUAGUUACCCAUUGUUUGUGAGGAAAAUGUACUGUUACACGGUGGUUCCAUUUUUGAAGAGGUCUAUUGAACGGCGAACAAGAGAUCUUUGUAAAGAUCUAGGUGUCACACUAUAUGCUAUUCAAGCUCUAACAACACUGACUGUGAAAUCAUUAAAUGAAGACGAACACGGAAUAGUACAGAACGAUAUCUCCAACGUCUUCGGGGCAAUUAUUGAUUGCUUGUUGUCGCUAGAAAGGUACGUCGAAGAACCUCCACUAGAUGAUUGGGAUAUCGGAGACCCUUUUGCCAUGACACCUUCGAAAGUUCUGGCAGACCCAUUAAUCAUUAUAAACGUGUUGAAAGAUUCAUUAUUUGAACUGAUCGAAGCAUUUAUGCCGCAUAUGAGUUAUGUAAGACUUAAUUCUAAUCACUAUGAAAGGAUUGAUAAAUUAAUUCGCGAAAGGAUGUGA